Molecule: messenger RNA, 2095 nt
Organism: Nothobranchius furzeri (turquoise killifish)
Lineage: Eukaryota; Metazoa; Chordata; Actinopteri; Cyprinodontiformes; Nothobranchiidae
Product: circadian-associated transcriptional repressor
Biological process (GO): circadian regulation of gene expression; negative regulation of DNA-templated transcription
Cellular component (GO): nucleus
Molecular function (GO): RNA polymerase II cis-regulatory region sequence-specific DNA binding
Source: RefSeq, a predicted model, not a curated record
CCUUGGGAGAAGCUACACGGGCCAUCACUGGCUGUGGCUGCUACCUCGUCGCUCACACGCAGCACGUCCUGCACAUCAGCUGCUCUCUGGCCGACAGUCCUACCGGAUUCACCGCUGAACAAAGGAGGAGGACGACCAGCCGCCGGAUCCUGGGAAGGUCAGUGAUGGUCAGUGCUGGUUAGAAGCUUGCAGCUGAGGAUGUCUGCUACAGAUUCGGACAACUCCAUUGACUGGCUGGCUAGUGACAAUGAGGAGAACGACAGCAAACAAGAGCCCGACUGUGCCUCGAAGCGCGGUCAGGCAGAGGCGUCUCCAUCCCCCAGCAGCCCUCCACGCCCGGACCCGUCUGACAGCAGCGAGCUGAGGGAGGGCGACGGGAGCUGGAGUCAGGUCUCCAGUCCAGCAUCAGACAGAGGCGCUGCCGUUGGACUGUGUAAGACCCAGCGUGGACAAAAGGCCAAUUCCAAGAAAAGACCUCACAGCUCCACGGAAGAACGGCAGCUUUUUCCCAACAAGACGGAGAAGGAUCAGAUAUUUAGCAGCAAGUGCAUGGAGCUACAAUGCUACAUUCAUCCGCUGUCAUCAAUCUUGAAUGGCCUUCGUUCAGGGAGAUACAGAGAAAGACUCAGCAGUUUCCAGGAGAGUGUAGCCAUGGACAGGAUUCAGAGGAUCAUGGGAGUCCUGCAGAACCCUUUCAUGGGGGAGAAGUAUGUCGAUAUCAUUCUGAAAAUGGAGGAAAUGUUAAAGAGCUGGUUCCCUCAUGUGAAACUCCAAGACCAACUUACCAGAACUGACGGAGUCGUUUCCAGCAAGAGACUUAAGGUAAACCCAGUGGACCCGACAGCAGCAGCAAGCCCCGUCACCGUGGGGGAUCUUCCAGCUGGCACCAAAGCCCUGAGAGUCACAGACCUGACUCCUCCUGGAGCCUACUCCGCCAAUAACCUGAAGUGGCUCCACACGUCACCCAUUUGCUCCCCUGCAGCAGAGGAGGCCCAGGCUAGUCCCAGGCAUCUGCUGCUCUCCAGAGACAGAGACCUAACGCAGGACAAUGCCGUGUCCUCCAGCACAGACAGCCAAACUAAGACGGAGCCCAUGCCCAGAGGCCCUCCGCCGGGCAAGAUCAGGGCGCCCUGCCUGGAGCAGCUCCUCAAAUCAACAGACAGCAUUGUCACGCGCAGGGAGACGGGGGGCUUGAUGGGCAGCAGCGGGUCCUAGUCCACAAAGAGGGCUGGGAGUCCGGCUGCAGCCCAGCCUCGCCUUCCCCGCCCCUGCUAGGAGUGUGUCGGCUCGCUCACUUCAUUCCAGCCUUCAGGAGAAAAGACGGGAGCAUUUAAACUAAAACUGAAAAGGGAUGGCACGGAUUCCGGUUGAGCGAGUGUCGACGGAAACGAUAUUAUCUCUACGCUACCACUGACACGAGAAAUCGUCCGCCUUUUGUUGACUUCUCCUCGUUUUGUGUUUGCGCUCUUGAAUGUUGAGUGUUGGACGGAUAGAUUUUACACGGUAACCAGAGCAAGUACCGUCAAGAAGUGAAUUUUCCUGUUGGCUCGUAGGUUUAAACAAAUCCAUUUUUAAAGCAUCUGUGAAAAAUGUCAUCAUACCUAAAAAAAAUCACAUGGAAUAAAAGGAGGGAAGUCUGAGCUGGAAGCAGGAAUUCUGCAGAAAUGCAGAAGCGAUCUACAUAUUAUUGUGCUGAAAAUGUGGGUAAAAUGUGACGUUUUCCCCCUUUUUCCCAACAACUCCACUCUUUUAGUUCAAUAGUUUACUGAUGUGACUGUUACUCAUUUCUAUUCUUUAUUGAUGAACCUUUUUAGUACAACUGUUCUACCUCAUUGAGCACCACGUCAUGGUUAGCGAGUAGGAGUGUGAACACUAAAUGUCUGAGCAGCUCUGCAGAGGUGUGAAGAACAAACGAGAGGAUGCUCUCUCUGCGGGGGGAUGCUCUCAUGGCCUGACUGGUGCCAUUGUAAAGAAUGUCAGCAGCAGAUUUGUUUUUAUUUUUGAUUUUUGAGUCUCCCAGUAGAAGGCAAACAGUGCCUGCAACAUCAAGCUGUGCCUGUAAGCCACUUAAAUAAAGAGAGAAGUGUUUCGAGUA